Molecule: messenger RNA, 1267 nt
Organism: Glycine soja
Lineage: Eukaryota; Viridiplantae; Streptophyta; Magnoliopsida; Fabales; Fabaceae
Product: ras-related protein RABA1f-like
Exons: 2
Coding region: 300-953 (217 amino acids)
Cellular component (GO): endosome
Molecular function (GO): GTPase activity; GTP binding
Source: RefSeq, a predicted model, not a curated record
GGAGGAGGGUUAAAACGGUAAAAAGAAGCAAACCCAUUUCAUUUGCUUGUUGUGAUUGUUUUCCUUUUUCAUCUGAAUCUGUGAUAUAUCAUUCGAGCUUUGAAUGCUUCUCCCUCCAUAACAACAACAACAACGCUCUCUUAAUCUUUCUUUUUUCAUUUCCAAUGCUGCAACAACUUGCAAGGUUCAUAUGCAGCACUACGACAGACCCAAUUGAAUUCCCACAAAAGAAUUAAAGAAAAAACGGUCAAGUUAGAAUCUUUUGAACCUUUCGAUCGCGUGGGAAGGAAGAGAGGAAGAUGGGUGCGUACAGAGCGGACGAUGAUUACGACUACUUGUUCAAGGUGGUGUUGAUCGGAGACUCGGGCGUUGGAAAAUCGAACCUCUUGUCUCGAUUCACGAAGAACGAAUUCAGCUUGGAAUCCAAAUCCACCAUUGGCGUCGAAUUCGCCACCCGCAGCAUCCACGUCGAUGACAAGAUCGUCAAGGCGCAAAUUUGGGACACUGCUGGCCAAGAAAGAUAUCGCGCAAUCACAAGUGCAUAUUACAGAGGAGCUGUUGGUGCACUGCUUGUGUAUGAUGUUACCAGACAUGUGACUUUUGAAAACGUGGAGAGAUGGUUAAAGGAGCUUCGCGAUCACACAGAUGCCAACAUUGUAAUCAUGCUUGUGGGGAACAAGGCGGAUCUUCGUCACUUGCGUGCAGUGGCCACCAACGAUGCCAAGGCGUUUGCCGAGAGAGAAAACACGUUCUUCAUGGAAACAUCUGCUCUGGAGUCCUUGAAUGUCGAUAACGCCUUCACCGAAGUGCUCACUCAGAUAUAUCGCGUUGUUAGCAGGAAGACUCUUGAGAUCGGAGAUGACCCUGCAGCCUUGCCUAAGGGGCAGACCAUCAAUGUUGGAAGUAGGGAUGAUGUCUCAGCUGUUAAAAAGUCUGGAUGCUGCUCUGCAUAGUUUCACAUGCCCUUUUGCAGCAGAACAGAAUAUCUAUAUGUGCAUGAUCCCACCAAUUCUCAACAUUUUGGGGUCCUAGUGAAAUAUUUUAAUACCUAGCCUUCUCUUUUUAUGUAAUUUUCCCCACAUAUAUCUUGGCAAGUUAAUUGUUUUCUCUUUUUUUCCUUUUCUUUUCUUUUCAUGUAAGCAUUGUUUGGUCAUAGGAAUGAUGUCUUGUCGUCCUUAGAUAUACAAAAUUUACUGUUUGUAUUGAGUGAAAGUGAUAUUUGGUUCUCAGAUUGAUCAGAAGUUACUAUCUCAUCAUUCUUCAUUAA